CAGAUUGUUUGCUUCCUAUCCUGUUUUUGUUAGCGGGAAAAUUCAGGCUAGCAACGACAAGCUAGCCAAAUUGUCGGAUUGAGUUCGUUUGAGUCCGUCGGCGGACCACUAUGGACCCUUCGGAGGUCGAGUUCUUAGCCGAGAAAGAGUUGGUGAAGAUCGUUCCCAAUUUCAAUCUAGACAAGUUAUAUUUGAUCGGGGGGGACUUGGGACCAUUUAAUGCCGGCCUGCCGCUGGAUGUCCCCGUGUGGCUGGCACUCAACCUCAAACAGAGACAGAAAUGUAGAAUCGUUCCACCCGACUGGAUGGAUGUUGAGAAACUCGAGGAGAUCCGAGAGCUCGAGAGGAAAGCGGCCGCCUUCACUCCUGUUCCCAGUCCGUACUACAUGGAGCUGACCAAACUGCUGCUAAACCAUGCGUCUGAUAACAUCCCCAAAGCCGAUGAGAUCCGCACACUCGUCAAAGACAUCUGGGACACGAGGAUCGCUAAACUCCGACUCUCUGCAGACAGCUUCGUCAGUCAACAGGAAGCUCAUGCAAAGCUGGACAACCUGACUCUGAUGGAGAUCAACACCAUCCGAGGGUUCCUCCUCGGGUCGCUCAACUGCAUGUAUAAGCUGCGCUCCAAUCUCCAGCCGGGAUCCAGUAAGGGACAGUAUGGGGACUUUUGACGGACGCACCUCGAUAGCGCAGUAAGAAGCGCCGGGAUGGCGGUGUUGGACUUUUUACCGUCAACGUCACUUUUAAGACUUCUACGGUAUGACCGUUCUAUUUGUGUCUGGCACAGUGUGUUCAGUUUAAGACCCGAUACAUUGAUAAUUGAAUGUUGCAUUAAAAAAAAUUGGGAAUAAAAUAGUGAUUUUCUUGUGA
Messenger RNA from Syngnathoides biaculeatus (alligator pipefish), 870 nucleotides. It is a transcript of the gene gins2, whose product is annotated as GINS complex subunit 2. The record is from RefSeq and is a predicted model, not a curated record. The coding region runs from base 111 to 671 and encodes 186 amino acids. Gene Ontology annotation, biological process: DNA replication; double-strand break repair via break-induced replication. NCBI's taxonomy places the organism in Eukaryota, Metazoa, Chordata, Actinopteri, Syngnathiformes, Syngnathidae. Gene Ontology annotation, cellular component: nucleus; GINS complex. The transcript has 5 exons.